GUUACGAAUCUCAGCGCUAACCCAAUCGCCAUCUCGGGGCCCAAGCUCGGAAAAGGCGAGCAUGCCACCCUGAGGCCUGGUACCUGUAUCGAUUUCAUUGGCACGCACUCCGAUGGCUCUGGCCAAACUGUUGUCUACCUGAAGCUGAAGCUUCAGUCUCGGGACCAACCCAGGUCCCAGCGCGAAUACUCGGGUGAAGCUCGAAGCCCCGAGAAGCCUCCAACAGAGCCUCUGCUGGAGGCCUUGGGAGGCGCAGAAGGAAAGAGGGCGCCCGGCGCUCGCAAGGGUUCUGGUCCCUUCUGGUUAGAGCUCGGGGGCUCUGCAGUUCGGCAGACGUUCCCGGACAACCUUCGCAUCAUCGAGGGAUCAGUGGAUGGGCUUCUGGUCGGACGAGCGCACCAGCAGUCGCUCUUCCAGGAGGCCUUUCGGAAGGAGGUGCGCGAGUACCUGAGUCGAGAUCACUUCCGCAUUGACCGCGACAGAGCGGGCCAGUUCAAUCUUGUGGCCCUGAGCGCCAACCCCAUCUGGCGCAUGCGCCAACGCCAGCUGCGCGAGCUGGAACGAGGCGACCCGCCGCUGUCCCUCCUCAACGGAGAUGAGAUUUUCCUCUUUACCGGAGCAUCGGACUGUACGCCUGAUGGUCCCGACAACCUAGGCGUUUUGAAGUGGCGUUUUGCACAAGCUGGCGACCGGUCUGCCCACGAUCCCGUAGUGGAGAAUGACACCAUUCGAUCCAUGCGAAGGCCUAGCCAACAUGAGGCAGAGCAGAGGGGGCGACCUCCGGGGCAUCCACUAGGAGGUUCCCUCAUCGAGAAGGAGAAGAACCGCUACAUGUCUUUGACUGGGCCGACGACGUGCCGCGCGGACAGCGAAAAUCGCGGUCGCCCCAACGUGUCAGCUUCAAGACGGAUCAGGACGAGCGGCCGCGGUCUUUACAGCGCCCCGCAACAGGCUACAUUCGCCAAACGCCACCAGAGGCCCACGACAUUUAUGGUCCCGACGGUCGGCGGCUAG
Molecule: messenger RNA, 1014 nt
Organism: Symbiodinium pilosum
Lineage: Eukaryota; Dinophyceae; Suessiales; Symbiodiniaceae
Source: the annotation of a GenBank genome assembly